Messenger RNA from Asterias rubens (European starfish), 5584 nucleotides. RefSeq names its product rho guanine nucleotide exchange factor 10-like. The transcript is spliced from 26 exons. Lineage: Eukaryota; Metazoa; Echinodermata; Asteroidea; Forcipulatida; Asteriidae. Gene Ontology annotation, molecular function: guanyl-nucleotide exchange factor activity; protein binding. The record is from RefSeq and is a predicted model, not a curated record. Bases 478 to 4752 code for a protein of 1424 amino acids. Gene Ontology annotation, biological process: actin cytoskeleton organization; positive regulation of stress fiber assembly.
CAAGACGUGACAGACGACGACAUUUAGCAGGCAGUGCUAACUUUACGGUCUUCGCAAUUCGCAACAAAAAUAUGUCUUCAAAGUCUUCAUAUGGAGCCAGUGCAGUGAGCAAACAACGGAACUGAAGAACUGAUAGUCGAAGAAGAAGAUACUGCUGUAUUCUGAGCCAAAAACAUCUGUGCAAGAUUGGACAAGGUUAACAUUUGUUAAAAGCCAGAGUAAUCGACGGAUCUGACAUGCCACAGUCUUCAGGUGCUUCCGGGUGAGAAGGCCUUGGGGGGUCGCCCUACCCCCCCUACCAUCCUCGCCGAGAGCCUGACAAUUGUUGCUGUUUAAACUGCAGCAGUACCCUCAUGCUUGACAAGAAGUCUUCCAUGGUUGUUGGAGUUAGUAAGCCCAGGGCUCGACAAGACCACACUCGGAGGGGAAGUGGAGGCAUCUUCCAGGGACUUCCACUGUUUGGAUUGAGGUGAAGCUAUGGAUGAUAUGGGUGAUCCGGUUUAUGACUCUGUGUGUGACGAUAGAAACUCAAAGAUAUCCGAUCCAAGUGGAGGCCAAUCACUGCAAAACCUUGACUCCACUGAGGUGACAAAUGACCAAACGGAAAGCAAUAUUGAUGAGAACAGACUACAUGAUAUGUCAGAGUUACUAACAAUCACGGAAGAGGACAUUUAUGAUGAUGUCAUCCCUGGCAACCCACCAGUAGAAAGCCCUCAGUUAAACUAUUCCAACAAUAGGUCGGAGGACAAGGAGGAGGAUAUUUACGACGAUGUCAUUCCAGCCAACAUGGCGUGUGUGGGCGUGCUCCGACCAGUCAGCAAUGACGAUGAAAAGCUUCCAGACAAACCCAAAGCUAAUGGUCACACAAAGGCAAAGAAGAAUCGUCCAACCAACCUGGACAUGCCGACACAGUACGUAGAGACAAAAGGCACGUCCGUCAAAGUUGCAACGAUCAUAGAAAAACUCUCAAACCAACCACCGGGAGCGCUAUUAUCGUUCGCCAGUGACAGCAAAGCGAACAGACCUCAGCAAACAUCGUUGCCGACACCAAGGCAUGAUGGGAGUUCCAGUGCCGAGCCGACAAUCUACGAGGUCGAUGCUCCACACUGGAGGGAUAAAUACCACAACCAAAAUGGAGGUGAGGAUCUGGAAGAUGCUGGUUGGCAUGACAAUGAGAUCUAUCAAGGCUAUAACAUCGAGGGAGUUGGCGAGUCCCCGAAUCAUCAUGUGACCCACUUUGAUGCCUUGGAGUGCGGAGGUGAUGAUAGCGGACCGUACGAGGAUCUCCACUUUGACGAGGGGGAACAAGGCUUCUUCAUUGACGAUGACCUCCUUUACGAAGAUCUCCUGGAUUGCAAUGAGGAGGAUGAGGAACUUCUCAUGGAGGAUUCGGACUCCAGCUGGGGAUCGGACGAGUGGGAGGGCUACUCUGACGAGAGCGACUGCGAGAUGGUCCACAGCUUCUGCAUCGAGCCCAACUCACCACUCCCUAAGGGACCCUCCAACGUCGACAACAGGUCGUCAACGAGGAACCGCUCUCUCGUAACAUCGUACGGGAUGGACAGACGGGAAGAGGAAAAGCCCCAGGACUCUGCGUCAACCAACUUGGAAUUCCCUCAGACAGCGAAAAAUGUACCCAAGCUGAAAGAGUACAAGGGGAGAAGCAAUCUGGACAAAGUCAGAAACUUCCUGUUCGGACGAAACGCAGGACCUAAAGAAGAGGAGAAGGAGGAUAUGGAUGAAGACAAAGACGAUAUCCACUACAUCGAUGUAAAGUUGUCGCAGGUCAAGCACCCGCCACCCGCCUUGCCUCCCCAACCCAAGGGAUUGACGACGGAGGAGGUGGUGCGGAGGCACGUUGUCCAAUCGAUCAUCGACAGCGAACGAUCAUACAUGCUCUCCCUUCAGAGACUUAUCCAGGCCUAUGAGAAACCUCUGUUGGACAGUAACCCACCGCUACUUGAGAAGGAGAAGGUUCGAAUGAUCUUCUACCGAGUACGAGGCAUCUACCAGUGUCAUCUCAUGUUCCAGAUCGCUCUAUCCAGCCGAGUCAAGAACUGGGACUCAUCAGAUCAGAUUGGAGAUGUCUUUGUUGCAUCGUUUUCUAAAGCGAUGGUAUUAGACGUGUACAGUGCCUACGUUAACAACUUCACCAAUGCAAUGGAGGUGGCCAAGAGAGCAGCCAAUCAGAGGCCAGCGUUCAGGAACUUCAUCGAGACACGGCAAGUCAGUAGCAUUGAUCGUCUGAGUCUCUAUGCACUCAUGCUGAAACCUAUUCAACGCUUCCCUCAAUUCAUCUGUCUUCUCCAGGAUCUUUUAAAGCGAACUCCUCUAGGCCAUGCAGACCGCAUGCCUCUACAGCUGGCACUGACCAAACUAGAGACGCUAGCUAGCGUCUUGAAUGAAAGGAAACGGCAGAGUGAGCAACGAUACGCCGUCAAGCAACUCAUGAAAUGCCUCAAUGUCAAAUUCUCCAGCAAGUUCAAACAUGACAGAAGCCGAUGGCUGAUCAGACAAGAUGAUAUGCUUCAAACUAGUGAAACCUACGACAGCCAAGGAGAGUCGAUAAAAUGCAAAGAGAGGCGCCUCUUCAUGCUGAACGAUCUUCUUGUUUGUACAACUGUUUUAUCAAAAACCUCUUCCCCAGGUCUCUCACCUGGUUCUGAUAUGCCGAGGUGUAAGCACAGAUGGAGCGUACCACUCGGUGAAGUGGAGAUUAUUGAGCCAUCGGGGGAUUCAGGGGCAGAAGUAGAGGUUUCCCAAGAACCUGGGAAGCUGACGAUCACAACGCAGCAGGCCGAAGAACGCGAUUAUACCUAUGCAGGGUCUGCUCGUCAGAUGUACCAGGAACGCAACGACCUAAUGCAUGACAUGGCAGUGGUCAAACAGAUUGGUGCUCUGCUUACAACACUUAAGGGGUCGUAUGGCAUGCUGACUAAGGAUGACGUUGAAGACUGGUCUGACAUCAUCCAGAAGCUUAUAAAUAAGAAGAGUCAGGAUAUCAGACAAGCUGAUGUCAGUAAAAUACAGCUCUCACUACCAGCUGUUGCAAUGGAGAAACGUGUAACGUUAGUGUUUGAUGCUGUCAGCUCUAAGACCAAACUGGACUGGAUAACGGCAUUGGAAACAGCCAAACUUGCCUUGAAACCUCACAACAACCCGGGUUGGUACGCUCCGGAGGAAAGUGAUAGCGCCCACUCUGAGAUGAAUUAUGGCGUGCCACUUCUCAUGACAGCCUUACCAGUAUUCACUACCAGGCAUUCAGCAAAGGUGCAGUGUGCCACACUCUGCCCAUUAGAGCCCUCCUUCUCCAGAAGUAGGCGGAAACGAACGAUUGAGAGCGAGGCGGCCAAAAACUGUCUGUGGGUCGUCAGCUCCGACAACAAGAAAUCUUACGUCAGCAUCGUGGGCUUCCAACCUCCAUCCCCAAAGAUACUGGAGACGUUCGAGCUCGGGGAGUUGAGGAUACUGUGCUCUGAGUGUGUGCCAGGGAUCAGGAGAUUGCUCGGGGUGAAUGGAACCUCGGGUAAGAGUUUCAAGGACAGCGUCAGGCGGAGCGAGUUUUGUUUCUUGAAGACAACGGUGUGGCUCGGCACGGAGAGUGGGAGGAUCAGCAUUUAUGAAGCAAAUCAGAUGGACAAAACGCAGUGUCUCGUCAGCUUCAAAGUUCCCAAAGCCGUCACAUCCAUGAAAUAUCUCAACAAUCGGAUGUUUCUGGCUCAGAAAGAUGGCACAGUCCUCAUCUAUGUCCGGACAGAAGAGGGGGAGUGGAAGGUGAAAGAGCCGCGCAUAUCAGAGUUGGGUUCGAAUCCAGUCACGUCCCUCCUUCCAGUCAAGCAGAACAUGUGGUGUGGAUGUGGAAAUCAGAUACACGUCGUCGACACAGAGAGUGAAUUCAGACAGAGGGAGUUCGAGGUUCAUCAGGACUCGACUCAGAGUGUCCAGAGUAUGGUGGUGGCUGGCGUGGGGGUGUGGGUUUCCUUCCAGACGUUGGAUAUUAUCAGAUUAUUCCACACGGAGACGUUCGAACACCUACAGGAUAUCAGCUUGGCUAGCCCCAUCGGGAGGAUGGUUGCAGGCCUGGGCGUCAAAUCUCAAGCGAUCUUCCACAACAUUCACUCCGUCCAUGUGACUAACCUGCUGGCGUGCUACGGCUCCCUGUGGGUCGGCACCAACCUUGGCAUAUUAGUCAACUUCCCGUUGCCUCGGCUAGAGGGAGUUCCCCUGGUAAACGGCCCAGCCAUGGUGGCGUAUCACACCCACGGGGGACCGGUGCGAUUCAUGCUGGCCCUUGAGAUCAACCGGCAGAGCGAUCGGAUUCAUUACUCAUCCAAGGAGGACAGUAACGAUGCGUCUACACCAACACCGACCCCAACGCCACAUUCCACACCGGACGAUGCGCCACGCACUCCGCCCCGUACCAAAGCAAGCACCCACACCGCAAACCUUGUCACCUCUGCCAUGUCACCAAUGACGGAGUACUUCUCGUUGGCAUUCGACGAAGCCGAAGACGACAAACCCAGUACUGCGGACAGCGGUGCCGGCAGCAGCAGCCUCUCUGAGGAAAGCGGGAGGUGUGACAUCGUGUCAAAGGUCAAAGGUCAUAUGGACCAAGUGUCAGCGAGUAUCACAAGCACAACAAGCCUUGUGCUGUGUGGAGGCGAGGGACACAACUACCUUAUGCAGGAGGGGUCAGGGUCAGAGGGCAAAAGUCGCGAGGCAGAGCUCCUGAUCUGGCAAGUGUCAAUGUAGACAUGGAUGCAUGUGAAUCUAAGUAUCUUUGUGGAAACGGCGUCAAUGGAUAACUGAUGAGAAGGCAUUGUGAAAAGGAAGCAUCAUUGAUGUGUGUGAAAAUUGAGCAUCACAGUUUUAUGACAGUACUUGCAACGAAUGAACAAAACUUAUAAAUUGCAAUGUGUAAUAAUGUAAAUUAUAUUUCUUUGAAGAGAAAAAACAGCUGAUUUUUAGGUGGAAUAUAUCAAGUUUGUAGUAUAAACCUCCUCACCCAAGCUUGCCCUCUGUAUACAUGGAUUUCUUACAACAUCUUUUCAGCAUAAAGUUUUGAAAAGAGUAUAAAUGGCUGUAAAUGUUAGCUGAAAGAUGUCUGUUUUUUUAAAGGUUAUUUUAAAAUGAUGAGUAUUAUAGCGGGGAAAUGUUUGACUGUGACACUUUUUAAUGUUUGAUGAAGUCAAGGCUUCAGAUUUUUUAGCAAUGACAACAAACUAUGGCAAAAUGUAGAGUUGGUUUACCACCAUUGUAGUUACACACCGCCCUCUAGGGGUAAAAGUUGUCCAUGGUGGCUAUUAAAACCCUCAUUUGGUGUGUUUUUAGGGGGCAAACAACCCGUACCUCAAUAUGCCACGACAGUAGCAUUUUGAGUCACACACUGUGUCACAACUGUGGCUUUUUGAGGCACACACAUGCUUAGCUAAAGAGUUUAGUCCUAGCUGUUAGUGCUAGCCGUAAGUGCUUCAAUGAGAGUGGUAAACUGGAGAAGCAAUGAGCUGUUGUCAAUGGGAGACUUUUGGGACGCUUGGUGGCAGCAGACUUACCAGGUAAAAUCCAUUGUUCUCUGUAAUGUGCG